Polyodon spathula (Mississippi paddlefish) is the source of this 1809-nucleotide messenger RNA. It is a transcript of the gene chst12a, whose product is annotated as carbohydrate (chondroitin 4) sulfotransferase 12a. The transcript is spliced from 2 exons. Lineage: Eukaryota; Metazoa; Chordata; Actinopteri; Acipenseriformes; Polyodontidae. Gene Ontology annotation, molecular function: sulfotransferase activity. The record is from RefSeq and is a predicted model, not a curated record. Gene Ontology annotation, biological process: proteoglycan biosynthetic process; carbohydrate biosynthetic process. The coding region runs from base 208 to 1518 and encodes 436 amino acids. Gene Ontology annotation, cellular component: membrane.
CUUUGAGUGUCGAGAUCUCGCGAGUCUGCAUCAUCGGUUUCCUCCGGGGUUGUGUCAAGGAUAGGGUUGUGUGGCAAGCAGCAGCAAGCACCGCUAUUCGCAUAAACAGUGACGGGGCUGGAGGCAGUGGACCCGGGCAGAAGGGUUCUCACACCGCACAAUGAUAGCUCCUCUGGGAGGCACCGUCAGAAUGGAGCCUAGGUAAGAAUGGGAAACUCUCAGUUACAGGUGGACAAAAUGGGCAAGUCAAGACUUUUCCGCAUCUUUUUAGUAUUGGGCUCCCUCUUUAUGAUCUUGUUGAUUAUAAUCUACUGGGAUGAUGUCGGAGCCACUCACUUUUACCUCCACACAACCAUAUCUGGACCUCAGUCUUCACGCCUCCCCUCUGACACCCAAUCUGAUGCCAAACAAAAACCUGCCAUCUCCAAAGAGAACUUCAUAUCAGACGUUGAUGAGUUUCUCAACCAGGUUCUGGAGUCCAGCAACAAACCUAACAAACUUUCAAAGGAAGGUAGCGACCAAAAAACUUCCCAGGAAACGUCCGGGCAGAAUGGGAAGCAGCAGGAAGAGAGGGUCCGGGGUUAUGAUUGGAAAGCCCGCUCUACCACUGUGAGCUUGGACAGGACACAGUCGCAAGAAAGAAGGAAGCAAUUGCUUCAUGACUUCUGCACCAACUACACCCUGGAUUUCCCAGGAAGGAACAGGAGUUUUGACGACAUUCCAAACAAGGAGCUUGAUCAUCUGAUUGUGGAUGACCGGCACGGGAUCAUCUACUGUUAUGUGCCUAAGGUUGCGUGCACCAACUGGAAACGCAUUAUGAUUGUGUUGAGCGAGAGCCUUUUAAACCAGGGCAUCCCUUUCCUGGAUCCCCUCGAAAUCCCGCGGGAGCACGUCCACAACAGCAGCGUGCACUUCACCUUCAACAAGUUCUGGAAGCGCUAUGGCAAGUUCGCCAGGCACCUGAUGAAGAUCAAGCUAAAGAAGUACACCAAGUUUCUUUUCGUCCGAGACCCUUUUGUUCGUCUUAUCUCAGCUUACCGUAGCAAGUUUGAAAUCGAGAAUGAAGAGUUCUACCGAAGCUUUGCGGUUACCAUGCUAAAGAGGUAUACCAACCACACGACCCCCCCCAAGUCUGUCGUUGAGGCUUUCGCGGCAGGAAUCAAGCCGUCCUUUUCCAACUUUAUUCAGUAUUUGUUAGACCCUCGGACUGAAGAGCACAUGCCUUUUAAUGAGCACUGGAGGCAAGUGCAUCGACUAUGUCACCCCUGCCAGAUUAAUUAUGACUUCGUAGGAAAGUUAGAAACUUUGGACGAGGAUGCAGAAUACUUGCUCAGCCUUCUCAACGUGGACAAUGUUGUUCAGUUCCCUCCUAGCUAUCACAAUAGGACAGUCAGCAGCUGGGAGGAAGACUGGUUUGCCAACAUCCCUGUCGAGUGGAGGAGAGAGCUGUACAAGCUUUACGAGGCAGACUUUUCCCUGUUUGGAUAUUCCAAACCCAAAACUCUUUUACAAGUCUAAAGGGCUUUGUGCAGGGGUGGUUUUAACAACGGCAUUUUUUGGAACCUAAUAAGUUAGCUUUCUUUAUUUAAACGCCUAAAUUGGUGUAGCUGAUGGUUUUAUGUCAACUCACUCCAAGGGAUAGGGUCAAGGUAUUUUAUGCCACAAGUUCUGCCUGUUCUUUAUAGGGUUUACAGUAUAGGCUAAGUCCAGUUCUUUAUCACAUUUGUCAGAGUAACAUAAUAUUUUUUAUUUAACUUAUUGAAUGUUUUUACAUUAAAUAAAAAAUAGCCAUUUAGGGUUGUCACAAUA